CCUUUCCCUCCAGCUCCGCUCCUCAGAUCGCGAAUUGCUGAAACGCUCCCAACCACACAGCACGGAGGCGGCGGUGGGCUGCGGAGCUCCGCUCCCGCUGCCUCCCGGCGGGGUGGGGUGAGGUGGGGCGGAUCGGGGCGGGGCGGCCGCUACCCCCGGCCCACGCGGAGCAGCGCUCGCAGUCGCCCGGCGGCGGCAGUGCGGAGCGGAGCGCGAUAACUUGGUGACCUUAAAAGCAACUGCAAAAUGAACAGUGAAGGACAGUGUAGAAGACACACUGGGCUCUUGCUCUGAGCCUCCAGGAUUUGAAGAUGUCUGCGUGCAGUGACUUUGUGGAACACGUGUGGAAGCCUGGCUCCUGUAAAAACUGCUUCAAUCCAAAGAGUUCCCAUCGGCUGCAAACACCCCCAGACGUGGGAGCUUGCGGCGUGCUCCCGAAUGGAGGUAGGAGCAAGCCUGAGAGCCCAGCAUUGGAAGACGAAGGCGUAAAUACCUCUGUGUUCUCCAAGCCAACCAUUGCUGUGAAGCCAACUAUGAUCAACUCAGAUGUUUCUGACACGUGGGCGGAUGUGAAUAUGAAUUCAGAUCUGUCACAGGUCGGCUGGGGAAUGGUUUCCGGUAAACACCUCCUUCUGAAGUCAGGCGACUCACAGCGGAUCUGCCUCGAUGGGUUUGGAGCCAGUGGCGUGAGAAAACCCUUCCUGCACAGCCCACCACGCGACUGCCUGUCCUGCUGCACUCCCAGCUAUUCCAUGGUGGGCCUGCGCGGCCUGGAGAGCCACGUGGAGAGGAACGUCUCCAUCCACAGCCUGGUGCUGGUGGGCGAGGUGGGCAAGCAAGAGGAAAGAGCCAAGGAGAAGUCUGCCCUGCCACAUCGGCCCCUCUGCCCUAAUCUGGGGGACAGAAGUGUUGUGAGCUCUGGCAGAAACCCUUCAUCCUCAGAGGGUGACUGCGGCCGCCUCUGCUCUGGCGUCGAAGGGGAAGGGGGAGAGUACUGUUCGAUCACAGAGUCCCACAGGGAGAGCCCGGCUCCCCGCAGCUGGAGGCAGAGGGAUGCUGUGGAUCUCUCCAGGCUGAGUGGCAGGGCGGUGAAGUUCAGCGAGGAGGAGCACAGGGCUGUGAACGUGGCCUUCUGCAUAGCGAAAGAGCGGAGCGAUCUGCUCCCCUACACCCUGUGUGCAGAGAGUAAAAAGCCAACCCGUCAGUCUGACACUGCUGCCCUCCCUGAGAGCAGCAGCAAGAUGGCUGCCUCUGCGCCGUGCCGGGAGAAGGAUGACUUGCCUCUCCCCAGAGACCUGGAUGGAGGCUCCAGGCCUGAGGGGCUGAACGCUCCCCAGCAGGCCUUGGUGGAGCCGCAGUGCACCCGGCUCACUGAGCCGGCCCGUGGGGAUCCCAUCUAUGCCGAGAGCACCAAGAGGAAGAAAGCCCAGCUGAAGGGGGUUGGUGGAUGUGUGGACGCAGAGAAACUGGCUGGUGGCAAGGAGCAGGCCGAUGGCACGUGGAGGGAUGGGAGCUGGCUGCUGGGUGCUGAAAAGGAGCACCAGGACUCCACGGCCCAAGUGGCAGCAAAGAUAACGAUUAUGGCUGCGCACACAGAGGAUGACCACAAGACAAUAUUUCUCAGCAGCCCUGACUCUGCUGUGGGUGUUCAGUGGCCAUGUAUCAGCCCUGCUUCCCACCCUGAUUUUGGGACUUCAUCACCCACUGUCGAGCCUGGAGAGAUUUUUCAAGCAUCUGGAAGUGAAAAUGGCCCAAGGUUUCACUUGGCAGCUCCUACCAAAAACACAGUUAUGGAGAGCCCAGCCAUCCCUCCAAAGAUGUCCAAAAACAGCCAGCAAGGCAAUGAGGGGAGCCAUGUACCCCCAGUCAGUUCCUCUGUAACAAAGCUUGGUGACACCAGUAGCCAGGAUGGAGCUGGGGCUCAGCUGCUGCCAAGGAGCUGUGUGGAUACAGCCACCUUCAGGGCAUCUCCUUCUCCGUGCACUCAUGUUAAUGGGAUUUCUGUGGAAGAGUCCAGCAGAGGCCUGGCAGGCUCACCCUAUGACAGGAGGCAGAAAUACUAUACCCCUACAUGGGCCAAGCAGUGCCGGAUAGAGGAAGAGGAAGAGGAGGAAGAAGAGGAAGAGCAGGAGCUCUCAACCCACCCAUGGGCGGUGGGAGCUGAGAAUGGAAGAGCUGGGGCUGACCUCAUGGAAGACUGCCCAGUGCUGGAGAGUCAGGCUGGGAUCAGCAAGUCAUUAUCUUUCUCCUUUGACUUCCCUAAGGACAAGAGCAAUGGGGUGGAGUUUGCACCACCACCGCCGCCACCAAAAAAGCAGUCCAGGCAUGCUCCGAAGAUGAACCCAAAUAACGCUGAGUUGGAGAGAGCCAGCAACAGCUCUGCUGAGAGCCUGAGCCCACCUUUCAGGAGCGUCCACGUCAGCUUCACAGCUGGCUCCUCCGACAGCCUCAACUCUGACACUCAGGCCGGCAGCGAUGGCAGGCACUCAUCUGAGCCAAACCACUCACCCCCUCCAGCUGAAAGCCUGGCGUUUCCCCCUGUCCCCUUCCCUCCUGCCUCUGGUGAUGACAGUCUAUCUUCUGUCUCAAGCCGCCCGCCUCCUCUUCCUCAGAAGAAGACAGUGAGCAGGACGGUGUCCUCCCCAGAUGGCUUUUUUGGAGGGCAGGGGUCUUCAGGCAGAGCAGCUGGCACUGCUUGCCCCAGGCUGAACGUAAGCCAUUCUGAGAGCAACGUCUGCCUCCAUGAAGACUCUCCUUUCCUCCACCCGGCCAGCCUCAGAGGUCACCCCAGCAUCUUCUCCUCCUCAGAGUCCCUGGAGAAAGGCUCCAAAGGAAAUGGCUACUGGGGCUCAGCCACCAGCAAGAACACAGGGACCUGCGUCCCCAGUAGAAACCUCCAGUCCCGUUCUUCCUCGCAACUCAGCAUGUCCAGCCAAGUAUCAUCAGGUUCCAGCCUCCAGCUCCACAACCUCCUGAGCAAUAUUGACAGCAAGGAGGGGGUGUACGCCAAGCUGGGGGCCCUCUAUGCUGAGUCCUUGCGCCGCCUGGUCGCAAAGUGUGAGGAUUGCUUCAUGCGGGAGCAGAAGAACGAGCUGCACUUCAGUGAGAACAACUGGUCACUCUUCAAGCUGGCGUGCAACAAGCCCUGCUGUGACUCAGGGGAUGCAAUCUACUACUGUGCCACCUGCUCCAAGGACCCUUCCACCACCUAUGCUGUGAAGAUAUGUAAAACCCAAGAGUCCAAGGUGGCUGCUUCGUACUGCAGCCCCCCAGUACCAGUCCACUUCAACAUACAGCAGGACUGUGGGCAUUUUGUGGCCUCUGUGCCCUCCAGCAUGUUGCUGGCCUCCGAUGUGAGCAAGAGCAUGUCCGGGGAUGGCCUCCGUCCCUCCCGCACCACCAGUGAGCAUGACUGUGUGGUGGUCAUCACCCGCGAGGUGCCGAGCCAGACCACCGCCGACUUCGUGAGGGACUCAGUGACGCUGCACCAAGCCAAACCUGAGAUGUACGAACGUCGGGUUUGCUUCUUGCUUCUCCAGCUCUGCAAUGGCCUGGAGCAUCUAAAAGAGCAUGGCAUCAUCCAUCGGGACCUGUGUCUGGAGAACCUUCUUCUUGUCCCCUGCAAACCCCCCAUGAGCUGUGCGAAAGUCAGAGAUGACAGAAAUUUGCCCCGCCUCAUCAUCAGCAAUUUUUUGAAAGCUAAACAGAAGCCAGGAUCUGGAGACUCCAAACUGAAGAAGAGCCAGGCCCGGCUGGCCCCGGAGAUUGUGUCAGCUUCUCAGUACAAGAAGUUUGAUGAGUUUCAGACUGGAAUUCUCAUCUAUGAACUCCUGCACCAGCCCAACCCCUUUGAGGAGAAGGUGCACCUCAAGGAGCAGGAGUACAGUCCUGAGGACCUCCCUUCUCUGCCCAGCUUGUCCAUCUACUCCCGGGGACUCCAGCAGCUGGCCCACCUGCUUCUAGAGGCAGAUCCCAUCAAGCGCGUGCGGAUCACCGAGGCCAAGCGGAUGCUGCAGUGCUUGCUGUGGGGGCCACGGAAGGACCUGACUGAACAGCCCCUCAGCCACGAGGAAGCCCUCCACCAGGUGCUUCAGAACUGGGUGGACAUGAAGCGUGCCCUGCUGAUGAUGAAGUUUGCGGAGAGGGCUGUGGACACGGAGCGGAGCGUGGAACUGGAGGACUGGCUGUGCUGCCAGUACUUGGCCUCUGCUGAGCCUGUCUCCCUCUCACACACAUUAAAACUGCUGCAGCUGCUCUGACCUUGGACAUGUCUCAGAGGUGGCUGAGGACUCCUGAUUGCCUUGCAGUGAAAGGUACACAGCCCCAUUAAAAUGUGAGAGGCUUGAAUCUCGGCUGUGAACAUGUGUUCAUCUCCUGUCCUGAGCUCUGAUCAAUGUAAGACAUGGUUAGUACCCUGAGCACUAAUUUGUGAGCAGGCAAAACCGGGAGCCUACUCCUCUAAACGAGGGCUUUUUUUGUAUGGUAAGUCUGUGGACUAAUAAACUCCUGCUUGUGUGUGCAUGUUUCUCAUGAA
Molecule: messenger RNA, 4534 nt
Organism: Phasianus colchicus (ring-necked pheasant)
Lineage: Eukaryota; Metazoa; Chordata; Aves; Galliformes; Phasianidae
Gene: PRAG1
Product: PEAK1 related, kinase-activating pseudokinase 1
Biological process (GO): protein phosphorylation
Molecular function (GO): protein kinase activity; ATP binding
Source: RefSeq, a predicted model, not a curated record